UGCAUUUCCCUGUUACAGUGAGGCAGGAACUCCCAGUCCGACCUCCCCGCAUGCCAGCGAUAACAUCGGCGACAACCAAGAUUCCAGCGUAGCAAAAAAGUUUUUAGAUCUUCGAGAACUUUGGAGUUUGACAAGAAGAGCAUGUGGAUUUAGGGGGUGAUCUACAUACGCAAAAGGAACGUGGUAAAUGGAUUUGUGAGUCGCUCGAACGGAUCAUUUUCCCUGGAAAAGAAGAAAGGGACCAUGGCGUCCACGGUGACUCUGGAGGAUGCCCUGUCCAACGUGGACCUGCUGGAGGAGCUGCCCCUCCCCGACCAGCAGCCCUGCAUCGAACCCCUUCCCUCCUCUCUCAUAUACCAGCCCAACUUCAACACCAACUUUGAGGACCGAAAUGCCUUUGUCACGGGAAUCGCUCGCUACAUCGAACAGGCCACCGUUCACUCCAACAUGAACGAGAUGCUGGAGGAGGGGCAGGAGUAUGCCGUCAUGCUGUACACCUGGAGGAGCUGUUCCAGAGCCAUCCCACAGGUGAAGUGCAAUGAGCAGCCCAACAGGGUGGAGAUCUACGAGAAGACCGUGGAGGUCCUGGAGCCAGAAGUCACCAAGCUCAUGAACUUCAUGUACUUCCAGCGCACGGCCAUUGAUCGCUUCUGCGGGGAGGUGCGUCGUCUGUGCCAUGCGGAGCGGCGUAAGGACUUUGUGUCGGAGGCCUACCUGCUGACGCUGGGCAAGUUCAUCAACAUGUUCGCCGUGCUGGACGAGCUCAAGAACAUGAAGUGCAGCGUCAAGAACGACCACUCCGCCUACAAACGAGCUGCCCAGUUCCUGAGGAAGAUGUCUGAGCCCUCAUCCAUCCAGGAGUCGCAGAACCUCUCCAUGUUCCUGGCCAAUCACAACAAGAUCACCCAGUCUCUGCAGCAGCAGCUGGAGGUCAUUAACGGCUACGAGGAGCUCCUGGCGGACAUCGUCAACCUGUGUGCGGACUACUAUGAGAACAAGAUGUACCUGACCCCCAGCGAAAAGCACAUGCUGCUAAAGGUAAUGGGAUUUGGCCUGUAUCUGAUGGACGGCAGCAACAGCAACAUCUACAAACUGGACGCCAAGAAGCGAAUCAACCUCACCAAGAUUGACAAGUUUUUCAAGCAACUGCAGGUCGUGCCACUGUUUGGAGACAUGCAGAUUGAGCUGUCCCGAUACAUCAAGACCAGCGCUCACUUUGAGGAGAACAAAUCCAGGUGGUCGUGCACGUCGGUGGGCAGCAGUCCGCAGUAUAAUAUCUGCGAACAGAUGAUCCAGAUCCGGGAGGACCACAUGCGCUUCAUCUCCGAGCUGGCCUGCUACAGCAACAGCGAGGUGGUGACGGGCUCGGGUCGGCAGGAGGCCCAGAAGACAGACAGUGAGUACCGCAAGCUGUUUGACCUGGCCCUGCAGGGGCUGCAGCUGCUGUCCCAGUGGAGCGCACACGUCAUGGAGGUGUAUUCCUGGAAACUCGUGCACCCUACGGACAAAUACUCCAACAAGGAAUGCCCCGACAACGCUGAAGAGUACGAACGCGCCACACGAUACAAUUACACCAGUGAGGAGAAGUUUGCUCUGGUGGAGGUGAUGGCCAUGAUCAAGGGUCUGCAGGUGUUGAUGGGCCGCAUGGAGAGUGUCUUCAACCACGCCAUCCGCCACACCAUCUACUCAGCGCUGCAGGACUUUGCCCAGGUCACCUUGCGUGAGCCGCUGCGGCAGGCCAUCAAGAAGAAGAAGAACGUCAUCCAGAGUGUACUUCAGUCCAUCCGUAAGACCAUCUGUGACUGGGAGACUGGCCGUGAGCCCCACAAUGACCCAGCACUGCGCGGGGAGAAGGACCCCAAGGGGGGCUUCGACAUCAAGGUUCCCCGCCGGGCUGUGGGACCCUCCAGCACCCAGCUGUACAUGGUGAGGACCAUGCUGGAGUCCCUCGUGGCGGACAAGAGUGGCUCCAAGAAGACCCUCCGCAGCAGCCUGGAGGGCCCCACCAUCAUCGACAUCGAGAAGUUCCACCGGGAGUCUUUCUUCUACACGCACCUCCUCAAUUUCAGCGAGACCCUGCAACAGUGCUGUGACCUGUCCCAGCUGUGGUUCCGGGAGUUCUUCCUGGAGUUGACCAUGGGCCGCCGCAUCCAGUUCCCCAUCGAGAUGUCCAUGCCCUGGAUCCUCACCGACCACAUCCUGGACACCAGGGAGGCCUCAAUGAUGGAAUACGUGCUGUAUCCCCUGGACCUGUACAAUGACAGCGCCCACUACGCCCUGACCAAGUUCAAGAAGCAGUUCCUCUACGAUGAGAUCGAGGCAGAGGUCAACCUCUGCUUCGACCAGUUUGUUUACAAACUCGCUGAUCAGAUAUUUGCCUACUACAAAAUUCUGGCUGGAAGCCUUCUCCUGGACAAGCGACUGAGAGCAGACUGUAAGAACCAAGGUGCCAACAUUCCAUGGCCAGCGUCGAACCGCUACGAGACACUGCUGAAGCAGAGACAUGUGCAGCUGCUGGGUCGCUCCAUUGACCUGAAUCGUCUGAUCACCCAGCGGGUGUCUGCUGCCCUCUUCAAGUCCCUGGAGCUGGCCAUCGCCCGCUUCGAGAGUGAGGACCUCACCUCCAUCAUGGAGCUGGAGGGUCUUCUGGAGAUCAACCGCAUGACUCACAAGCUCCUGAGUAAGUACCUGACCCUGGACAGCAUGGACGCCAUGUUCCGGGAGGCCAACCACAACGUCUCGGCGCCGUACGGCCGCAUCACGCUGCACGUCUUCUGGGAGCUCAACUACGACUUCCUGCCCAACUACUGCUACAAUGGCUCUACCAACAGGUUUGUCCGUACGGUCCUCGCCUUCUCACAGGAAUUCCAGCGUGACAAGCCACCCAACGCUCAGCCCCACUACCUGUAUGGAUCAAAGGCUUUGAAUCUGGCAUACAGCAGCAUAUUCGGCUUCUAUCGCAACUUCCUGGGUCCCCCUCACAUCAAAGUCAUAUGCCGACUGCUUGGCUACCAGGGCAUCGCCGUGGUGAUGGAGGAGCUUCUGAAGGUCGUCAAAAGCCUGCUGCAGGGCACCAUCAUGCAGUAUGUGAAGACGCUAAUGGAAGUGAUGCCCAAGAUCUGCCGCCUUCCUCGCCACGAGUAUGGCUCCCCUGGUAUCCUGGAGUUCUUCCACCACCAGCUGAAGGACAUCGUGGAGUAUGCUGAGCUGAAGACGGUGUGCUUCCAGAACCUGAGGGAAGUGGGGAACGCGAUGCUCUUCUGCCUAUUGUGUGAGCAGAGUCUGUCUCAAGAAGAGGUUUGUGACCUUCUGCAUGCCGCACCCUUCCAGAACAUUCUACCAAGGGUUCAUGUCAAAGAGGGAGAGCGUCUGGAUGCCAAGAUGAAGCGCCUGGAGUCCAAAUAUGCCGCGCUGCACAUGGUCCCGCUAAUUGAGCGCCUCGGCACUCCGCAGCAAAUAGCCAUUGCCCGCGAGGGGGACUUGCUGACCAAGGAGCGUCUGUGCUGCGGCCUGUCCAUGUUCGAGGUCAUCCUGACGCGCGUGCGCGGCUUCCUGGACGACCCCAUCUGGCGCGGCCCGCUGCCCAGCAACGGCGUGAUGCACGUGGACGAGUGCGUGGAGUUCCACCGCCUCUGGAGCGCCAUGCAGUUCGUCUACUGCAUCCCCGUGGGCGCGCACGAGUUCACCGUGGAGCAGUGCUUUGGCGAUGGGCUGAACUGGGCGGGCUGCAUGAUCAUCACCCUGCUGAGCCAGCAGCGGCGCUUUGACAUCCUGGACUUCGCCUACCACCUGCUGAAGGUGCAGAAGCAUGACGGCAAGGACGAGGUCAUCAAGAGCGUGCCACUGAAAAAGAUGGUGGACAGGAUCCGCAAAUUCCAGGUCCUGAACGACGAGAUCUUCGCCAUCCUCAACAAGUACCUGAAGUCUGGGGACGGAGAGAACAUGCCAGUGGAGCAUGUCAGGUGCUUCCAACCGCCAAUCCACCAAUCAUUGGCCAGCAACUGAAAAUUCCAAAACACACCUUCCACCAAUAACACGCCAUGAACUGAGAUUUAACCGUUUUGCACCACUUCUACUUGGCAGAGCAUAGAAGUCUACCGACUACACUUAGUUACAUUAGUAGCCAGAGCACCUGAAACAGAAGUGUUUGAUUCCUACUCAGUUGAAGUAUCAUUUAAUGGAAAGAUAUCCUCCCUUAACUCACAUUCUCUUCUGAACAAACAAAAGAAAAAUAUAGCAAUAUAUUGUGGCCCAAGUCAGUAAUUGUCUAUACAUUUUGUACACAUGUGCCUUACUACAAAUGAAUUACUAGUAUCGUUAUGUUUUUAGGAUGGUAUUCAGCACACUUUUUUCAUGUUUUCUAUAUUUUGGAAAGUGGCAGUUUAGGGAGGGAGGAGGAUUUUUAUGGGUAUUUAAAGGCUAUUGUGGUGAAUUACAAGAAAAAUGGGGACCUAUUGGGAAUUUAAAAAAAGGUUGGAGGUAGAGUAUAUUUUCUAUAUGUUGGGUUUGACAAACUGCAUGCAAUACUUUUUCUAUAAUCUUGAUAUGAUUAAUAACCAAGUUCUUAUCAAUGUUAAACAUUAUUCCUUGUGCCUUUUUGUAUUUGAACAAUUCUAACUUGAUUUUAAUUCAAUAAAUAUAUCAAUGUACAAAA
Engraulis encrasicolus (European anchovy) is the source of this 4654-nucleotide messenger RNA. It is a transcript of the gene cyfip1, whose product is annotated as cytoplasmic FMR1 interacting protein 1. The record is from RefSeq and is a predicted model, not a curated record. NCBI's taxonomy places the organism in Eukaryota, Metazoa, Chordata, Actinopteri, Clupeiformes, Engraulidae. Gene Ontology annotation, cellular component: synapse; SCAR complex; neuron projection. The transcript is spliced from 31 exons. Gene Ontology annotation, molecular function: small GTPase binding; RNA 7-methylguanosine cap binding. Gene Ontology annotation, biological process: modification of synaptic structure; regulation of actin filament polymerization; axon guidance. Bases 244 to 4005 code for a protein of 1253 amino acids.